Paramacrobiotus metropolitanus is the source of this 1200-nucleotide messenger RNA. RefSeq names its product atrial natriuretic peptide receptor 1-like. The coding region runs from base 1 to 1065 and encodes 354 amino acids. The transcript is spliced from 6 exons. The record is from RefSeq and is a predicted model, not a curated record. Gene Ontology annotation, biological process: cGMP biosynthetic process; receptor guanylyl cyclase signaling pathway; intracellular signal transduction. Gene Ontology annotation, molecular function: guanylate cyclase activity; peptide receptor activity. NCBI's taxonomy places the organism in Eukaryota, Metazoa, Tardigrada, Eutardigrada, Parachela, Macrobiotidae.
AUGGCUUUCCCGGCUGACAUCUACGCAGCCGGCCAGAUACUUCUAGUGAUCAUCUAUCAGUCGACCCACACGACGCCAUCCCAGCUAGCCAUUAGAGCGGCAAGGGAGAUGGAGCUUGAAGAGGUAGAAGCGGCGAAUCACAACAUCCAGCGAGACCUGACACUACUGGCAAACCGCUGCCUGCAUACCAAUCCCGUUUCGCGUCCCACGGCAAAGCAGCUUCUGACCGCUAUGGGACGGCUGCAUGUUCCCGGGCAGCCGGCAUCCCGAAACGUCGUAGAAAGCAUCAUACGGCGCUUUGAGGCAUACACGGUGACCUUAGAUGAAGCGGUGCGAGUGAAGACAGAGGAGCUACUGAGCGAGCGAAAGAAGUGUGAUGAUCUGCUUUGCGAACUGCUUCCCCGAGGCGUCGUGGACCAGCUACGUAACCACGAAGCAAUGGUAGCGGAGUUCUACAAUUCCGUCAGUGUCUUUUUCUCCGACCUGGAUAACUUCGUCGACUGGAUGAGCAGCGUCCCACCCGUGGUGGUCAUCGGCACCGUUACGGCGCUGUUUAGUGCUUUCGACGGAGCCAUCCAGGAAAUGGACGUCUACAAAGUGGAGACCGUGCGAGAUAGCUACAUGGCCGUCAGCGGUAUUCCGGUACGAGGCGACAACCAGCACGUGCUGGAAAUUUGCCGUAUGGCCGUCAAACUGCUGCGAGUGUUUGCCGGUACCGAAGCCAGAAGAAAUUCGAAGAGUCAAGAGACGCCGGUAACAGUAGGCACUGGGCAUCCGCAGACCGGUCAUCACUCGUUGCUAGGAUUGCGCUGCGGUAUCCACUCAGGUCCCUGUGCCGCCGGAGUCAUUGGCAUGCGCGUUCCCCGUUAUUGUCUGUUCGGCGACACGGUGAACGUGGCUGCCCGCAUGAACACUAACGGUCAGGGCGGUCGCAUCCACCUCAGCCAGGCCAGCCACGAUCUCCUGGCUGCUGAUGCCGGUAGUCACCGCUUCCGUCUGCAAGAGCGCGGGCUACUUUUCGUUAAGGGCAAAGGAGACAUGCUUACGUACUGGCUCGAUCACUGACGCGCGCGCAUCGCCCACGGCUUACGAGCCAAACUGAACAGUGGAAGAAUGAAGAUACGAUAGUCAUGCACUUGCAGUGACCUUUCCAGCAUUGCGGCUCAAGUGUUAAUUGACUCUGCAUCUGAUUCCAUUAUU